GUUUACUCGUUUGCUGUUUGCACGACUUCGCUCCAACUACUCUCCGCGUGAGCAAAGGCCUGCACUUUCUUCACCCUCUUUUCCUAUCCCGUUGUGCCAGCCUGCCUGCUCUUUUUUGGAAUAAAAAUCAACCCUCAGAUCAGCACUUCCUCCUUCAAUCUCAAUCUUCCACCUUCAUUUUACUGUACUCCGGUCGAAAUCCGUUCUGGGUUUUGGCAUUUUCAUCCUUUCUGGUAUAUUCACGGAUCUGUUCUUUCCCCAUUCACUUCUUCACUCGUGACUUCAAUAUUCAUCAAAAUAAAGGUUUUUUUGUGGGGAAAAGUCAACUCCUUUUUAGUUGGCAUUCUGAUGAUUGCAGGCGCAAGUUCUCAAUGUGCACUGGUGAAUUCAGUUAGAUCACCAACUACUAUACGAGUUCUUGCUGGUAAGAAUUUAUUUUGUGGGUUGACCCAAGGAAACAUUUUUAUUCGGGGAAUUUAGACUCUAAUAUAGGUUAGUGCUGUUGGUACGAAAUUUUUUUGUGGGUUGAUCCCGGGAACCCUUUUAGUUUGCAUAUUUUGGCCGUUUAACUUAGAUUACUUUGUGGGUUGAUACCGGGAGCAUUUUGGUUUGGAAAUUUUAGCUCUAAUAUAGGUUAGAGCUGUUGUUGUUGGGAAAUUAAUUAUGUGGAAUUUUUUGUUAUAAUAGAGUUUAAAGCUGUUGCUGGUGGGAAACUAUUUUGUGGGUUAAUUUAGGCUAGAGCUGUUGCUGUUGGGAACUUAUUUUCUGGGUCAUUCAAAAGUAUUGUUUUAGUUUGGAAAUUUACCCUUUUUAUCAUUCUUUUUGGGAAUUUUAGCUGCAAUAUUGGGAAAGAUGAUUGGAAGGAAAAAUAUGGGGCGAGUUUCGCCACUACUUUUAGUACUAUUGGCAUUGGGAUUUGGUUUUGCAACAUAUAACUUGGUGACAAUGGUAAUGCACAAUAGAGGGCUUAGUUCAGGGAAAUUUUGGGUAACAAAUGAGGCUUCAGAAUGGUAUGAUCCCGUGAUUAAUAUGCCUGAUGAGGUGAAGGGGUUAGGAAGUUCGAAUGUGAAGUUUCAUGUUGCUUUAACUGCAACUGAUGCGCCUUACAGUAAAUGGCAAUGUCGUAUUAUGUAUUAUUGGUAUAAGAAGAUGAAGGAUAUGCCUGGAUCCGAUAUGGGAGGUUUUACUCGGGUUUUGCAUUCAGGCAUGCCUGAUAAUUUGAUGGAGGAGAUUCCUACUUUUCUUGUUGAUCCUCUUCCGGAAGGGCUUGAUCGGGGUUACAUUGUGUUGAAUAGACCAUGGGCUUUCGUGCAAUGGCUAGAGAAAGCAAUUAUUGAAGAAGAAUAUAUUCUAAUGGCAGAACCUGAUCACAUAUUUGCAAAUCCUUUGCCAAAUUUGGCCCAUGGUGGCCAUCCUGCUGCAUUCCCUUUCUUCUACAUCAAACCAGCAGAUAAUGAGAAAAUCAUUAGGAAGUAUUAUCCACAGGAAAAGGGUCCUGUGACUAAUGUUGAUCCGAUUGGAAAUUCUCCUGUGAUAAUUAAUAAGUUACUUCUGGAGAAAAUUGCUCCUACUUGGAUGAAUAUGUCUUUGCGGAUGAAAGAUGACCCAGAGACUGAUAAAGCUUUUGGCUGGGUUUUAGAAAUGUAUGCCUAUGCAGUAGCGUCUGCUUUACAUGAUGUGCGACACAUUCUGCGUAAAGACUUUAUGUUGCAGCCUCCAUGGGAUUUGGAAGUUGGCAAGAAGUUCAUAAUACAUUAUACAUAUGGAUGUGAUUAUAACAUGAAGGGAGAACUGACAUAUGGAAAGAUUGGGGAAUGGAGAUUUGACAAGAGGUCUUAUCUUCGUGGUCCACCACCUAGAAAUCUUCCUUUACCCCCACCUGGGGUUCCUGAUAGUGUGGUAAGACUUGUGAAAAUGGUGAAUGAAGCAACUGACAAUAUUCCAGGAUGGGAUGUGGAGUAGAUAUUUGACAGACUGUUGUAGAAGGCUUAAACAGUCUCUUGUAUACAGUCAAGAUCCACACGAAGUAGAGUGCCACACUGUCGGCUGUCCUCAAGACUCCUACUGAGGACAAACAAGUAGAGGUGAACAGGAAAGAAUACACUAUAAGGAGAAAAAUGUAACGAUGUCUCAUUUAAGAUCCUUUUAUAAUUCUUCUUCAACUUUUUUGGACUGGAUUUUAAUUCCAAGGCCAGGAAACCACAUUUUCUAGUAAAAAUGUUGUGAUUUGUCCUUUACUAAUUUGAAAGCCCCGGAUCCUCCAUGCUACCACAGGAACUAGGAGUAGAUUUGAUUCUUCUGAAGAAGGAAUUAUGCUGGGCCAGUGUGUUUGAGAUUUUCUUGAACAUGGCAUGUAAGAUAAAGCUUGAAACUUAUAAUUGGACAGAUGAAAGAAUUGCAGGAAC
Messenger RNA from Coffea eugenioides, 2405 nucleotides. Its product is annotated as hydroxyproline O-arabinosyltransferase 3-like. The coding region runs from base 853 to 1962 and encodes 369 amino acids. Lineage: Eukaryota; Viridiplantae; Streptophyta; Magnoliopsida; Gentianales; Rubiaceae. Gene Ontology annotation, molecular function: glycosyltransferase activity. The record is from RefSeq and is a predicted model, not a curated record. The transcript has 8 exons.